UCGCAGAGAAUCCUUUAUUAGAGAGGCUUUCGUUGGGAAUGAUAUCAGUGUUAUAUCUAACAACAGCAUUGCGCAGAAUACAGUAAUUGCUGCGAAAGGAAAGUUUCUAUAUUAGCGUAGUAUUUAAUAGAACAUUUAAUUCCGAAGAAGAUUGAAAAGUUCUUCGAAGAUGUUCCGCACCGUCCUAUGCCUAUGCACCCUGUUGGCGCUAACCAACGCCAAUCUACACAGGAUUCCGCUGUAUAAGAUGGACACUGUUAGACAACAAAUGAAAGAAUACAACACAGAAUUGAGUCAAGUGCGAUUGGUACAAGGAGAUCUGCCUCAACCAGAACCUCUUUCCAACUACUUGGAUGCCCAGUACUAUGGAGUUAUGAGCAUUGGAACUCCCCCACAGGACUUCAAAGUGAUCUUUGACACUGGCUCCUCCAAUUUAUGGGUUCCCUCCAAGAAGUGCCAUUUCACAAACAUCGCAUGCAAAGUGCAUCAUAAAUAUGAUAGCACUAAGUCAUCCUCGUACAAGCCGAAUGGUACCGAAUUUUCAAUCCGUUACGGCUCUGGAAGUCUCUCCGGUUAUCUGUCUACCGAUACCGUAAACCUUGCUGGACUGGAAAUUGCUGACCAAACUUUUGCUGAAGCCUUAAGUGAACCUGGAUUGGCAUUUGUUGCUGCUAAGUUCGAUGGUAUUAUGGGAAUGGCUUACUCUAGAAUUGCUGUUGAUGGUGUAACACCUGUCUUCUACAACAUGGUCAAACAAGGAGUAGUACCCCUGCCUGUUUUCAGUUUUUAUUUAAACAGAGACCCUAGUGCUAAGUUUGGUGGAGAGAUGAUCUUGGGUGGUUCGGAUCCAAAUCACUAUGAGGGUGAAUUCACCUAUGUUCCAGUAGACAAGAAAGGAUACUGGCAAUUCAAGAUGGACAGAAUUGAAAUUGGCUCAGACACGAAGGUCUGCAAUCAUGGAUGUGAAGCUAUUGCUGAUACUGGUACCUCCCUCAUUGCUGGUCCAGUUGAGGAAGUCAGGGCUAUCAAUGAAAAGAUUGGAGCUACCUCCAUCAUAGCUGGAGAGGCAGUGGUGGAUUGUCAGUCUAUUCCUACUUUGCCUACAAUCAACUUGGUUGUGGGUGGCAAGACUUUCGCACUGAGAGGAGAGGACUACGUAUUGAAGGUCAGUCAGUUUGGAAAGACCAUGUGCUUGAGCGGUUUCAUGGGAAUGGAUAUUAAACCACCAAAUGGUCCUUUAUGGAUUCUGGGAGACGUAUUCAUUGGCCGUUACUACACUGAAUUCGACAUGGGCAAUAACCGUGUUGGCUUUGCUAAAGCUAAGUAGAUACAUUGAG
This is a messenger RNA of Habropoda laboriosa, 1337 nucleotides long. RefSeq names its product lysosomal aspartic protease (gene cathD). The transcript is spliced from 8 exons. NCBI's taxonomy places the organism in Eukaryota, Metazoa, Arthropoda, Insecta, Hymenoptera, Apidae. Gene Ontology annotation, molecular function: aspartic-type endopeptidase activity. Gene Ontology annotation, biological process: cell death; proteolysis. The coding region runs from base 170 to 1327 and encodes 385 amino acids. The record is from RefSeq and is a predicted model, not a curated record. Gene Ontology annotation, cellular component: lysosome.